GCAAUGAAAAUUAACAGACGCGCCGCUAAAUAGGGAGAUCAUCGCGAGGGAACCAGAAAGAGUGAGUGUGUGUCUCUGACCUUAAAACGAUGGCGUUUUCCUCUGCAACCGCUACUGUUUCUCAAAACCUAACCUUUGCUUCCUCUAACAAACUCUCAUUCUCUCAUUCUUCUUCUUCUUCUUCAACGUCGUCGUUUAACUUCCUUUCAUUUCCAUCAUUUCAAUCAAAGUUCUGCAAAACCAUCAUUUCCUCUCCACAAAUCACACGCGCACACGCGCCUCCUUCUCCCUCAACAACAACCACCGCCACCUCAUCCUUCCAUGGUCUCUGCUACGUUGUCGGUGAUAACAUCGACACCGAUCAGAUCAUCCCCGCCGAGCAUCUCACUCUCGUCCCUUCCAACCCCGACGAGUACCAGAAGCUCGGUUCCUUUGCUUUAAUUGGACUCCCUGAUUCUUACGCUGUCCGAUUUAUCGACUCCGGCGAGACCAAAACGAAAUACUCAAUCAUCAUCGCCGGCGAUAAUUUUGGCUGUGGAUCCUCCCGUGAACACGCACCGGUGGCAUUAGGCGCCUCCGGUGCCGCCGCUGUAAUAGCGGAGUCAUACGCACGGAUCUUCUUCCGGAACUCCGUGGCUACUGGAGAGGUGUAUCCGGUUGAAUCUGAGACGCGAAUCUGCGAGGAGUGCCGUACGGGAGAUGUAGUGACGGUUGAGCUCGAGGAGAAUCGAUUGAUCAAUCACACAACCGGAAAGGAGUAUAAGUUGAAGCCUAUUGGAGAUGCCGGUCCUGUCAUUGAAGCCGGUGGUAUCUUUGCCUAUGCUAGGAAAACCGGCAUGAUUCCUACUCGAUGAG
This is a messenger RNA of Cicer arietinum (chickpea), 855 nucleotides long. Its product is annotated as 3-isopropylmalate dehydratase small subunit 1-like. Lineage: Eukaryota; Viridiplantae; Streptophyta; Magnoliopsida; Fabales; Fabaceae. Gene Ontology annotation, molecular function: hydro-lyase activity. The record is from RefSeq and is a predicted model, not a curated record.